GCCCUGCGCGUCGUCGCCGCCGCCUGUUGUACCUCUUGUACCUCCUCCUCAUCGUCCUGUCUGCCCUCGCUACUUCGCUACCUCGCUUUUCAGUUCCAGUUUCCAGUCAGUGCCAGUCGCUGCGGCGGAACCGGCAGCCCUUUACGGGGAGGACAUGGUUCAGGAGCUCGCAGUCUCGCACCCAGGACCGCCAAGUGGUGAUCGUUAUUUCUCUCGCGAAGCAGAACAGUGCGGGUGUUUCUCGUGGUGUGACGCGUACGAUAUGUGUCGCAGGCUGUGAAAAAGGCUACCCGUUGCGUCACGCCCAGGAACAUCUAUGGGCCGUAAACGGUGGUGGCAAGGAGGCUUGGUGGAGCUGCUGGUGCUCUGUAUCCUCCAUUACACCGUCGUUCUGGCCAUCGCUGACGGCGAUGUCGGAUGUCUAUUCAGCGAGGAUAUAUGCGAUCCCCAGACGGAAAAAUGUUUUGACGAUCUGGCAUUCGGAAAAUGUAUACCUCGGUACAUGAAUUUAGAGAGUGACGAUUUAUAUCGAUAUAAUCUUGAUAUCGGCGAAUUGGAGCUGCUACAAUCGGUGAGACUGCAAUUGAUGAGACUGGAAUCCGACGGAUACAAGUGGAAACAUCCCUUUACACAAUGUAUUGUGCAAACCUUGUUGCAUAAUCUCCGAUACGGACAAAACAAUUUUCGUGAUUUUCAUCUCUGCGAGUAUUUGAAGAAACCACGUUUCGAUGAACAAGGUGGACUUAUUGACGAGAUAGUUCCAGCGGUCGCCAUACUAAGGAUAUCUGCGGAUAAUGAAAAUCCUGAGAGUAAUUUGGCCGAUGUUCUAUAUCGUCCCACAGACAUCGAAGACAAAUCUGAAUACACGAAAUGGCGUAGUGGCGAGAAUGAUCGGACUUCGGUCAACGAUGAGAAAUACGACAACGUGUACGGAAAAUCACUGAACGAUGUGCGCGAACAAUUUUAUCCGCCCAGAACACGUCGGUUCAGCUUCAUCGACGAUUAUAAAAAUGAUGUUACCGAGUCAUUCGAGGAUACUUUGAGAGACGAGGCACUGUCAUCCGAGGAUGACUAUGAGAAUACUUAUGACACACAACUUUUAUCCGCCGACGAUCUUGAAUUCUUACAGAACGAAAAGUCGCCAGAUUACACAUUGUUGAAGCCCUCUUCCAACGACGAGACAAAUGAGAGGGAAUACGAGAGAGUGUUCUCUAGGAAGUAUAAGCAUCGAAAGAAACCACUGCAUCUCAAGUUUUCCGAUGCCGAUGCGAAAAGGACGGCGAUCAGACGCGACGAGGAUCUCGAUAUUGAGAAUAGCGAAAUUGAUGAAGAGAACUCGGCAGAGAUCGAGAGACCUGACGGGGAUGUUUCUUCGAAAAUACGCGGGAUGUAUACCGAGGGAGGCAUUGUGCGACCUACGAAAUAUAAAAUUACAUCCGAUGCAAGUGGAACUGUGCACGAUGAGAUGUAUGACGAUGAUUUGGAUGCGCUUUUAUGGAGACGAGAGUUGGCUGGUUUUAAGCGCAGGGAACGCUUAGACGUUAAAAAGCCUGGACCGCCGUUUUCGACGAAUAAUUACGCAUUCAAAACUCAAUCUCCGGCUGCUAUCCUUGACAAAGAGUAUUCCGAGACGGAUAAUCAGGACAAUAACGAAGUAUAUGCACCAUUGACUAAGAAGGAAUUACCCGGUGAUACAUACAAAACGAGCGAUGAUCGGUCAGAAACUUAUAAAAAUGUCGAUUUAGAUUACGUCUAUAUCGUGUUUGAGCAGGAGUUUCAUACAUGGGUUGAAGGAGAACACGUGGUUACUAAGGUUGAAGAACUCCUGGGAUUGCCUACUGGAACAUUAAGAGAUAUACGAGUGGGCCGCGCGGAAGUAACGUUUAAAGUUGUUCAAAAUGACAAAAAUUACAAUGCGACUGACGUUGCUAACAGUAUCGAUAAUAUACGUGGUAAAUUACAAAAUGAGCUAGGAAUUGAAGUUAUUCGAGCGGGUAUAGGUAAUAAGGUUAAAUUACCAGCUACUCUGGAAGUAGCCAGAGAAAGCGAGAUGAGUUCUAGUUUUUUCGGUGCAUUGGUAGCUGCUGGAGUUGCGGCUGCGAUCGCAGCCGCAGUAGUCACGCUGAUAAUUGCGCGUCGCCACGCCAAAUGUCGAGCAAAGCUUGCCGGGCUGGCCACUCCGGAUCCAGAAGCAUCCAAGGAUUAUCAGGAUUUAUGCAGAGCGAGAAUGCAGGCGAAACAGCCGAGCGAAAAGUUAGAGUCGCCGCGUAUCACCAGUUUGUCACGCGAAAACGAAUCCAGUAAUCUGCCUUCCAAUCGCUCCAGCACAUCCUCCUGGGGCGAGGAACCUACUCUCUCCAACAUGGACAUAUCGACCGGUCAUAUGGUUCUCAGUUAUAUGGAGGAUCACCUGAAAAACAAGGAUCGUCUGGAUCAAGAAUGGGCGGCAUUAUGUGCUUAUGAAGCCGAACCAUCGUCUACGGAGAUCGCAGAGAGCGAGUCGAACAUCAAACAGAAUCGUCCCAGCGCGGCACUUCCCUACGAUCACUCUCGAGUAGUUCUGAACGAUCUUGCAAACGCCAAUAAUUCCGACUACAUAAAUGCUUCCACGAUCAAGUCGACGGAUCACGACCCUCGGAAUCCGGCUUACAUAGCUACACAAGGGCCAUUACCGCAGACCACGGCUGAUUUCUGGCAGUUGGUUUGGGAACAAGGCAGCGUGGUGAUUGUAAUGCUGACACGACUUACCGAGGAAGGCCGUGCCAUGUGCCAUCGUUACUGGCCCGAGGAAGGAUCGGAGCUCUAUCAUAUCUACGAGGUACAUCUGGUGUCGGAACACUUUUGGUGUGACGAUUACCUAGUGCGCUCCUUCUAUCUGAAAAAUCUGCGCACUUGUGAGACUCGUACUGUCACGCAAUUCCACUUCCUCUCCUGGCCGGAGAACAGCGUCCCGUAUUCCACAAAGGCUCUGCUCGAGUUCCGUAGGAAAGUUAAUAAAUCGUAUCGUGGUAGGUCAUGUCCGAUAGUAGUGCACUGCAGCGAUGGAGCUGGGCGAACCGGUACUUACUGCUUGAUCGACAUGGUCCUAAAUCGUAUGACGAAGGGAGCGAAGGAAAUCGACAUCGCCGCUACUCUGGAGCAUAUUAGAGAUCAAAGGCCCAAUAUGGUUGCUACGAAACAACAGUUUGAGUUCGUCCUAAUGGCAGUGGCGGAAGAGGUACAUGCGAUUCUCAAGGCUUUACCCGUAUCAAGUGAGAAAUCUGUUACGGCUACCGGUUCUUCGCCACCCACGAAAACGGAGCAGUAAAGCUGAAGCUGCGACGCAAAUUUAAUCCUAAACGGUAUAAAAUAGGCACCUGAUAAAAACACCUUUUUAAUUCUAAUAGAUUUAAGAAAGAAUUAUUUCUUCAUGUUUGUUUACAAGUUUUAUGAAAAAAUUCAGAAAAUUUAAUAAUUUUCUUAAGUGAUUUUUGAAACUCUGUUCUUCAUGAUUUCAGUAUCGUUGUUGUGAUGUUUGAAAAAUCUGAUUGUAUAAUGUGUUUGUCAGCUAUUUUAUACUCUUCAGGAUUAAAAUAAUCAUAAUCGAGACGCGAACGAGAGUAAAAGGUAUAUAUUCUAUUGAUUUCGAUGUGUCAUGAAAAAGCUAAAUACUUUUACUAGCUGUUUACUACGAUGUAUCCUACUGGAGUAAAGAGUGAAUCAAUCGGUUAUUUCGUUGAAAUUUUCUACACGCUCAGUAUUUCCCGAUUGACGCACCUUCGCGUAAUUGGUUUUAGAGUGCACCAAUCGUCGCGAGCUUCUUUUUUCGUAUUCUGAUUCUGAUUGUAUUUCCCCAAAAUGCGAAAAGAAAGAUAGUCGAUUUAAAUUCCUACGAUGAAAAAUAUGUAAUCAUAUAUAGUCAGAGAAACGUACUAAUUUAAAUACAGUUUUAAUUUAAGUACAAUGUGUAAAGAGAAGGAAAGUAAGCGAUGUACUUGUAUAGGUAUGUUAAGACAGCUUCAAGUAUAAUGAAUUUAUGAAUUUUAAUAUUUUUUUUAUCGCUAUGUCGUCAGAUGGUACUGUUUUAUUACAUCGACUAAUCGCAUAAUGUCUCUUUUCGCUCAUUCAAACGCGGCCUAUUUCAAAGGUCAAGUACCUGUAGACAACAAACAGACAGACGGACACGAUUAGGUGUUACUCGAGGCAUAUGUAUCAACAACUGAACGAUUAUUAUACUGUGCGAUCGAUCGGUGAAACGACGGAACAUUUUAUACUAGUAGAGUCUAACUAGCACCUCGAUUUCUUAUCAUUAAACGCGGCCGUUUGAGAUCGGAGUUUUUAUUUGUUUCAUAUAAAGAUUAUAUUCAGUAUUAAUGGACUGACGAUCAGACUGGCUGCGUUUAACACUAAUUAUGCGUUGUGAAUACGGGCCGGGAUUUUUAUUGUUUGCCGUGGACAAAAUAUAUUGUUUUUUUGUAGAUGAAAAAGUUUAUGGAAUAUUUAUAUAUAAAAUCACAUCGCGCUGUCGGAAAUUGUAUCGGAUUUUAAUACUUUAUUAAAAUUGUAUAUAUCAUACACUGGCUCAAUCUAAUCAUAAUUAUUUAAAUUUAUUUAUAAUGUGAAACACAUUUGCGAAAAACGGGACAUUCCUGUUAUAUUGUAAAACAUUUUGCAAAAAGACAAGAUUAUCUAACGUGUACAUAAUUUGUGUACACUGAUUGAAUUACAUUAAUUCCUACGUGCCCUUCGAUUAACGUGCUUUAAAAUAGCUUUAAAGGAAUGGGUGAAUUUUUCGAUCUCGAAUUCAUAUUUCGAAUUUAUUAAAUUAAAUAAUAUACAGCGUAAACCAAUCAGCUAAGUCAAUUGCAUGAUAACUAAAGUACGUAUAUGACCAUUUACAGUUUUGCAUGGAACAUCUACUUCCUAACUUUAUUUCCUUCAUAAAAAAUUCUUAAUAUGUUGUAUUUUUAUUUUAUAAACGAGUUGAAUUAUUCGUGAAAGUAUCACACAAAUAUGAGAUUUUAUUAUACUACAAUAUCGGGAAUAUAUUUCAAGUACGCGAUUGAUCGAUCGGACAGCCACAAACCAUUAUAUCAAUUCGCAAAAAAAAAAGAAGACAAAAAACUGCGUAUAUUUAUGCUAUGAAAUGAUCUAGUCAAUAGUUAAUAAACGUUUUAUUUUCCAGUAUUGCUAUAAGAGAGUUGGUAAUGUAACUUGAUGUUUUACACUACAGUAUUCUGUGUGCGUGCGAUCGUUUUGCUGGGAAAAAUAUAGCUUGAUGAACGUGAUGUUAAAUGAUGCAGAUUACAUACGUAAAUGUAAGCGCUGAUAGGAAUAUUAUAUUACUAUUUUAUUACCGUUUGGCGAUUAAAUUCACAUCAAAACUUUUGACAAUAUAAGUUUACUAGUAUUAUUUUUUGUGCUAAAAAAUGUAUUCUAUACAUAUCUGUAACAUCUAUUUCAUUUAUCGAGAAAUAUGAAUUUUUAGAAAUGAAAAUUAAGAAAGGAAUGUAACAGCAUUUUUUAAUUAAAUAUAUUUUUGGAAGCAAUGUCAAAAUUGACACUAACAAAGGGACAACAAACUCUUGACCCCUCGAAUUUUAUCAAAUUUUUAAUAUGUUACAGUACACUCCAUUCAUUAAUACAAGGUACAGUAACUCUGUAUAAUGGGCAAUAGUUUAUGAAAUAAUUCAUGUUUAAAUUUUUCACGUAUGAAAUUGUUUUAAAAAUCUGCAAAAUAAAGUUCAUUUAUGUAUUAUAAAUAAAAAAAAUAGAAUUAUAAUGAUAUUCCAAAAAAGUACAUACAAUUAACAAAAAUACAGUAAAUGACAGUUAAUCUUCGGUGUCAAAAACUUUCAAUUUGCCCAUCAUCAAUAUUAUAGUCAUAAUGAGUACACGUUUUUGAAUGGUAUCUAUCAUAAAAACAUUUAAAACGUUACUAAUUUGCGGCAAGCGUCUUUUAUUAAUGCAACUUCUUCGCAUAAGCAUAAUUUAUCAUUGAUAUAAAAAAAAUUUAACAUUAAUAUUUUAAAAACUAUUGCGCAUUGGACAGAGUUUACUGUACUUUGUAUUAGAUAAAUAAAGUGUACUGUAACAUAUUAAAAAUUUAGCAAAAUUCAAAAGUUCAAGGGUUGGUUAUCCCCUUAUAAGUGAAAUUGGUGAUAGAUUUAAGAAUUAAUGUUUCACGAGCCUAUAUAAUUAAUUGUUUCACAGCCUUGCGUGAUGAAAAUAUUAUUUUAGAGGGGAUUUUGAAAAGCAGGAACACUAAUGUACCUUGAAACUGUGUCAAACUUUGCUUGAUCACUGCAACUGAGUUUGAUUAGCCUUCUUUAGCACCGACUGACUCACAAAAUAAAUUCUAUAUUUUUAUGUAAAGGGAUGACUAUAUAUAUAUAAAUAUAUAUACAU
Molecule: messenger RNA, 6387 nt
Organism: Temnothorax curvispinosus
Lineage: Eukaryota; Metazoa; Arthropoda; Insecta; Hymenoptera; Formicidae
Gene: IA-2
Product: receptor-type tyrosine-protein phosphatase N2
Exons: 19
Coding region: 317-3307 (996 amino acids)
Biological process (GO): protein dephosphorylation
Cellular component (GO): secretory granule
Molecular function (GO): protein tyrosine phosphatase activity
Source: RefSeq, a predicted model, not a curated record